UGCGUUGAAGGGAGGCAGUCAGGCGGACAAACGAUUUCCCGUUUAAUUUAAAAAAAAACGUUUUCCCCAGAAAGUUAUUUCUGACGCGUUAACACGGCUUGGAACCACUGGAAGUCGAAGUCAGGCGGCGCCGAGCAAUUGGAGUCCGCGGCAGUCAGUUGGCAAAGAUCGCGCGAGUGGCUUAGACACGCAGCACUAACCCAGUAACUAGAGUCUCAAAUCGGGCUUGCUAACUGAUCGAGUAAAUAUAGUAAGCCGCCCCUGGGGAAAAGUGCGAAAGCAGCACCUGACAGCCCAGAAGUUUGCUAACACGAAGACAAAUCAGUUCCCAGCAUUCAAGCGGGCAAACAAUAUUGCCAGAUAUAGAGGCCACAACGAAUUGAAUCCGACGAGCCCAUCUGCAACCGGAGAUUCGUAGUCUGCGCGAUCCCCUGGCCAGAUAUGUCGGAGGCUGCCACGCCCCCAGGAUCAGUGCCAGGUUCAGUGUUCCCACCUGGCUUCGAUCCCACCGCCGAAUCGGCCGAGAAGACCCUGUGUUUCCGAGGCUUUUGGGCCUGGGCGGUACUGAUUCUCCUGAUCGCCAUCUGCGUCGCGGUCUUCAUGUGGCUGCUGCGCAAGUGCAUCCAAGGUCCUGCCUACAGGACGGCCAACCGGAUCGAUGGCAAGGUGGUGAUCGUUACCGGCUGCAACACGGGAAUCGGCAAGGAAACCGUUCUCGAGUUGGCCAAAAGGGGCGCUCGGGUCUAUAUGGCAUGUCGGGAUCCCGGACGCUGCGAGGCCGCUCGCCUGGAGAUCAUGGAUCGCAGCCGCAAUCAACAGCUGUUCAACCGAACUUUGGACCUGGGCUCCCUGCAAUCGGUGAGGAACUUCGUGGAGCGCUUCAAGGCCGAGGAGUCCCGGCUGGAUUUGCUCAUUAACAAUGCUGGGAUCAUGGCCUGUCCCAGGACCUUGACGGCCGAUGGCUACGAGCAGCAGUUCGGCGUCAACCAUCUGGGCCACUUUCUGCUGACCAACCUGCUGCUGGAUCGCCUGAAGCAGAGUUCGCCCAGCCGAAUUGUGGUGGUCAGUUCGGCGGCUCACCUCUUCGGCCGGAUCAACCGGGAGGAUCUGAUGAGUGAGAAGAAGUACGGCAAAUUCUUCGGAGCCUACAGUCAGUCCAAGCUGGCCAACAUCCUGUUCACCCGAAAGCUCAGCUCGAUCCUCAAGGAUACCGGGGUCACGGUGAACUGCUGCCAUCCGGGCGUGGUUCGUACGGAGCUGAACCGCCACUUCGCGGGACCCAACUGGAUGAAGAGCGUGCUGCAGACAGGCUCCCUCUACUUCUUCAAGACCCCGAAGGCGGGUGCGCAAACCUCGCUGAGAUUAGCGCUGGAUCCCAAGUUGGAGGGCUCCACCGGGGGCUACUACUCCGACUGCAUGCGUUGGCCCCUGGUGCCCUGGGCCACGAAUAGGGAGACCGCCGACUGGCUGUGGCGGGAGAGUGAAAAAUUGGUGGGUCUUCCGCCACUGGAACCGCCGCCGCCGAACCAAACCCAAACCCAAAAUGGCAAUGGCACCCAGAACGGAAAUGGUAGUGCCAAUGGAUCACGGGAAAUGCAGUCCGUCGAAACAGUGGUGGUCAAUCGUUCGUAGUUGUAGUCAAAGUCCUUGAUGGAAGCGUUAUAUCCAGUGCAGACCUUCUUAUUUAUUCUUUACAAUAUUCCGUGUUUAAGUAUCCUUGGAAAAGUGCCUUCACUAUAAGCAGCUUGAGUCACUGAUUUUCUUGCCUGCUCAAGGAAGUUUAAAGCUACAACCAGAAAAUUGUUGAUGUAUAAAAAUGUACGUUAAACGAGUCAUACGUAAGUUCUAUAUUUUUUGUAUUCCCAAAUCAUGUUCAAUUGGGGUUUAAAGAACUUUCUCUGAGAUUUAAGAUUUGCAAGGGUACUUAAUCUGAUAAUCGGAGUUUUUUUUCUAAUACUCUUUUUUUUUUGUUCUGCACAUUAUCUUAAGCAAAAGAAAACCUAUUAAAAUAAAAAUCAAACCUGACAUGCAA
Messenger RNA from Drosophila ficusphila, 2032 nucleotides. Its product is annotated as retinol dehydrogenase 12. Lineage: Eukaryota; Metazoa; Arthropoda; Insecta; Diptera; Drosophilidae. The record is from RefSeq and is a predicted model, not a curated record. The transcript has 3 exons. The coding region runs from base 442 to 1632 and encodes 396 amino acids.